Bactrocera neohumeralis is the source of this 717-nucleotide messenger RNA. RefSeq names its product claw keratin-like. Lineage: Eukaryota; Metazoa; Arthropoda; Insecta; Diptera; Tephritidae. The record is from RefSeq and is a predicted model, not a curated record. The coding region runs from base 133 to 579 and encodes 148 amino acids. The transcript has a single exon.
UAACCGCUUUUGACAGCGAACAUAGUCGAGCUCCAGCUAAAUCUAUAGAAACAACUCAUCAUUGGAGAGAGUGAAAUUUGAAAGUGCUAAAGUGCUAAUUAAUAAAGAAACGCCAGCAGAUCGUCCACAAAAAUGCGAGGAAUCGCUAUCGUUUUCUUAGCCUUUUUGGCUUAUUCGAGCGCUUAUCCGCUAGAGGAGCAACAGGUCAGUGUUCUAGUACCUGAAAGUUCGCUACAAGUGGAAGCUUCCGAAAAGGAUGCAGUAGUACCCGACGCAUCCGAAAUUGUACAAAUUGUAGCCGUGCCGGUAGCAGAAGCAGUGCAAUCAAAGGCUCAGCAACUUUUGGAUGUUGAUGCGGGCGUUUCGGCAAGCAUUGAAGGAGCUCGUCAAGCACGUCAGUUCGGUUAUGGCGGAUUCGGCGGCUUUCCCGGCGGAGGUUAUGGCGGCUUUCCCGGCGGUGGUUAUGGUGGCUACGGCGGAUAUGGUGGCUACGGUAGAUAUGGUGGCUACGGAGGUUAUGGCGGCUACGGAGGCUACGGAGGCCAUCGACAUGGUCAUCGUGGUGGAUUUUUUGGCUAAAAUAUAUGGGAGGAAUAAGAAGCUUUAAUUGUGAUAAAUUAUGUAAAAGUCAAAUGUGUGUACACUUACAUCUACAUAUUUAUUUAAUGAAAAAACUGAAAUAAAAAAUUGACGGAAUCGUGACCAAAAAAGAAAUAA